AUGACGAGAGAGGAGACUAGAAGCAGAGGAGAUGAUGGAUGCACCACAAAACAACAACCAAAGCCAGAAGAUUUCUUCAAUGUUCAUUACCUCCGAAUUUUCUACGGCAAGUUCGCGAUGAUCUAUUCUUCUUCUUCUUCUUCGCAAAUCAAAUCUCUUGGUUUCGUAGUGUUUUGGCUCUCAAAUGGGAUACAUCCUGGUUGUGAUGAAUACUUCUUUGGUCGAAGAGAAUUCUCUUUUACUCUUGAGCACGAUGUUUAUCUUCCCUACAAGUCCUUCAAGACUGCUUCAGCUUUGGAGGACGCUAUCAAAUUCACUUUUCCUUACAAGAUUGAUAUCGGUGCUGUCUAUACAGAUAAGAGACAUGCCUAUUCACAAACUGGUACCAAUGUGUUUACCCCUGUCGAGAGAGAGUUGGUCUUUGAUAUCCUCUAUUACGCUUUCAGUGACGACGUUAGAUACUGUUGCUCCGGAGCCGAUGUUUGCUCCAAAUGUUGGAAAGUCAUUUAUACUUCCCUGACUGAGGAUUUUGGUUUCAAACACAUUCUCUGGGUCUUCAGUGGACGUCGUGGAGUUCACUGUUGGUUUCUUCUGCGUUAUGAAAUGAAACUCUGUGUGAUAAAAUCCUGUAGGAUGACUAAGGAACAAAGGUCCGCAGUUGCUGAAUACUUCCGUGUUUAUAAGGGUUUCUUUGAGGGUGAGUUACAAGCAAAUCAAAGUAUAUUCUCUAGCAAAGACAAGUAUGAGAAGAUACUUGAGAUGAUUUUAGAUGAAGGUAUGCAAAGUGUCAUGAUGUAUUUUUCAAGCUUACUCGAGGUCCUCCUAAGUCCUAACCUCAUUUUGGUGACUUACAAUGGUCUCACGACAGAUAUUCAAUCAGACCUCAGAGAAAAGUGGGAGAAUUCUGCUAGAUCAUCUCUAUCAGAAGAAGCCAUCAGUCUUGUCAGAUGGGAGCAACUUAAAAACACACUUCAAUCCAUAAGGUGUGUAAUUUUCUUCAAAUGCAAAUUAUGCAUGCUUAGUGUUGUGAAAAAAGCUAAUUUGUCCUUCACUCAGCUUUUAGCUCGAUGA
This is a messenger RNA of Eruca vesicaria subsp. sativa (arugula), 1071 nucleotides long. NCBI's taxonomy places the organism in Eukaryota, Viridiplantae, Streptophyta, Magnoliopsida, Brassicales, Brassicaceae. The record is from the annotation of a GenBank genome assembly.